This is a messenger RNA of Drechmeria coniospora, 840 nucleotides long. RefSeq lists its product as uncharacterized. Gene Ontology annotation, cellular component: nucleolus. NCBI's taxonomy places the organism in Eukaryota, Fungi, Ascomycota, Sordariomycetes, Hypocreales, Ophiocordycipitaceae. Gene Ontology annotation, molecular function: rRNA (guanine) methyltransferase activity. Gene Ontology annotation, biological process: rRNA (guanine-N7)-methylation. The transcript has 2 exons. The coding region runs from base 1 to 840 and encodes 279 amino acids. The record is from RefSeq and is a predicted model, not a curated record.
AUGUCGCGUCCCGAAGAUACGCUCGCCGCCGACGUGCACUACGACGACGUCGAAGCCCGCAAGUACACCACGUCGUCCCGAAUUCAGAACAUCCAGGCCAGCAUGACGCGGCGCGCCCUCGACCUGCUCGACCUCCCCCACCCGAGCCUCAUCCUCGACGUCGGCUGCGGCAGCGGCCUCUCCGGCGAGAUCCUCUCGGCGGACGAGAGGGGACCCCACACGUGGAUCGGCAUGGACGUCUCGCCCAGCAUGCUCGACGUGGCCCUGCAGCGCGACGUCGAGGGCGACCUCAUGCUCGCCGACAUCGGCCAGGGCGUGCCCUUUCGCGCCGGCACCUUUGACGCCGCCGUCAGCAUCUCGGCCAUCCAGUGGCUCUGCAGCGCCGAGAGCAGCGAGAUGAGCCCCGCCGCGCGCCUGACGCGUUUCUUCAACGGUCUUUACGCCUCCCUCAAGCGCGGCGGCCGCGCCGUCUGCCAGUUUUACCCCAAGAACGACACGCAGCGCAACAUGAUCACCCAGGCGGCCAUCAAGGCCGGCUUCGGCGCCGGCAUCCUCGAAGAUGAUCCGGGCACCAAGAACGUCAAGCUCUACCUCGUCCUCACGGCGGGCAGCAGAGAAGCGGAGGGAGGCACGGCGUCGGGUGACAUCACGGGCGUCGUGGCCGGCAUGGACGACGUCGACGUCCUCGACGCACGCAAGGGUUUGAAGAGCAACGCCGUGAGCAUCAAGAAAGGCAGCAAGGCGUGGAUCGUCAAGAAGAAGGAGCAGAUGGAGCGCAAGGGCCGCGUGGUCAAGGCAACGUCCAAGUACACGGGACGGAAACGUCGCAUCCAGUUCUAG